UAUUUUAGCUCUCCAAGCUUGCUAUCUACCCUUGCAAAUAAUCGAAAAUGGCUAAACCACUUCACGUAGUGAUGCUUCCAUGGUCAGCCUUCGGCCACCUGAUCCCAUUCUUUCACCUCUCCGUAGCUCUAGCCAAAUUUGGAGUUGAAGUCUCCUUCGUAUCAACCCCUAGAAACAUCAAGAGACUGCCUAAACCUCCUCAAGAUCUGGUGACCCUCAUCAAUUUUGUGGGGUUUCCGUUACCAUCCUUGGGCAGCAACGAACUUUAUCCCGAAGGUGCAGAGGCAACGGUGGACUUUCCUUCUUUUGAUCAAAUUCAGCACUUAAAGAUUGCUUACGAUAUGCUUCAACAUCCUGUGAAAAAGUUCGUUGCUGAGCAAUCCCCAGACUGGAUUGUCUGUGAUUUUUAUAAUCACUGGUUGGUCAAUAUUGCUCAAGAAUAUCAAGUCCCUCUUCUUCAUUUCUCAGUUUUCUCAGCAUCAUUCUAUAAUUUUUUAGCACCAGAUUUGCUGGUUUAUAAUAUUACAAAUGCAUCCGGGAUAUCAUCUAAGCAAAGGGUUGGCAGCGUUCUCAAUGGAUGUCAAGCAGUGGCUAUUCGUAGUUGUCCAGAAUUUGAAGGCGAACGCUUGAACUUACUUGAAAAGCAAAUUGGCAAACCUGUGAUUCCUGUGGGUUUACUCACGCCAGAAAACGAAAACAGAAGAGAUAAAAUUACUGAUGAUAGAUGGUGGAAGAUAUUUCAAUGGCUUGAUCAGCAGAAACCAAAAUCAGUUGUUUUUGUUGGGUUUGGUAGUGAGUGUAAGCUUACAAAGGAUCAAGUAUAUGAGAUAGCAUAUGGGCUCGAGUUAUCAGAAUUGCCGUUCUUAUGGGCACUGAGGAAACCUGAGUGGGCUGCUGAUGAUCUUGAAGCUUUGCCUCCAUGUUUCAAUGGAGACAAAGGGAUGGUGUGCAUCGGCUGGGCACCACAGUUAGAAAUUUUAGGGAAUCCAUCGAUUGGGGGGUCAUUGUUUCACGCUGGGUGGGGAUCAAUGAUAGAGACUUUGAAAUUUGGGCAUCGUCUUGUUGUGUUACCAUUCUUAGUCGAUCAGCCUUCUAAUGCAAAGCUAUUGAUUGAAAAGGGUCUUGCUUUGGGAGUGGAAAGAAGAGAAGAUGGAUCGUUUAGCAGGGAUGACAUUGCCAAGGCUUUGAGACGAGCGAUGGUCUCCGUGGAAGGAGAGAGGUUGACGGUUCAAGCUACAGGAGCCACUUCGAUUUUGAAUGAUAAGAAUCUGCAAGAAGAUUAUCUUGGUAGAUUUGUUGACUAUCUGAAGACAAAUGCGGUCACCUACCAAUGCCGUCCAAGCUUGCCAUCUACCCUUGCAAAUAAUCGAAAAUGGCUAAACCACUUCACGUAGUGAUGCUUCCAUGGUCAGCCUUCGGUCGCCUGACGCCAUUCUUUCACCUCUCCAUAGCUUUAGCCAAAUCUGGAGUUGAAGUCUCCUUCAUAUCAACCCCAAGAAACAUCAAGAAGCUGCCUGAACCUCCUCAAAAUUCGGUGACCCCUAUCAGUUUGUGGAGUUUCCGUUACCAUCCUUGGGCAAUGACGAACUUUUUCCAGAAGGUGCAGAGGCAACAGUGGACUUUCCUUCUUUUGAUCAAAUUCAGCACUUAAAGAUUGCUUACGAUAUGCUUCAACAUCCAGUGAAAAAGUCUGUUGCUGAGCAAUCCCCAGACUGGAUUGUCUGUGAUUUUUAUAAUCAUUGGUUGGUCAAUAUUGCUCAAGAAUAUCAAGUCCCUCUUCUUCAUUUCUCAGUUGUCUCAGCAUCAUUCUAUAAUUUUUUAGCACCAGAUUUGCUGGUUUAUAAUAUUACAAAUGCAUCCGGGAUAUCAUUCAGCUUUGUCAACUGAAAUCGACAGCCACGUCUGGAACCAUGGGCUAGGAGAAGACCAGAAGGCCACAAAAACACGAUGACUGUAGCUGAGUCAACAGAACGCGAUGAAAAUCGACAGAAACGUGAUGGUCUUCAAUUCAUCCCCGAUUCGUCUUUGAUUGUUCAUCAGUCAGAGCUUCUUUGCAUGUCAUCGGAGUCGUUGACGGUGACAGAGGGAGAAGAGAGGAUAGAGAUGGUGGCUGUCAGCAGUGGAGUCGUCAGAAAGGAGAAAACCUAAGGAUUUGGAGGUAGAAAAAUCAUUUUUCAAAGUUGAGAUUUGGGGGUGAAAGUCUAUUUUUAAAACU
This is a messenger RNA of Mangifera indica (mango), 2215 nucleotides long. Its product is annotated as putative UDP-rhamnose:rhamnosyltransferase 1. The record is from RefSeq and is a predicted model, not a curated record. Gene Ontology annotation, molecular function: UDP-glycosyltransferase activity. Bases 48 to 1394 code for a protein of 448 amino acids. The transcript is spliced from 2 exons. Lineage: Eukaryota; Viridiplantae; Streptophyta; Magnoliopsida; Sapindales; Anacardiaceae.